CAUCGACCAAUCAGCGCAGUGUCACUUUAGACGCUUGUUUAUCGGCUGCUUCCGUGUUUUUUUUCUCAGUCUUGGGGAGGUUUUUGUCUGCUGAGGACUUUCCAAUCAUGUCAGCAGCUACACAGAUCAUGGGGACGGAUGCAGUCCCAACGCAGAGCUCCAUUGCAUCAACCACUAAUGGAAACUUUACUUCCCUGUGCCCAAAUGGGACUGAGUGGGUUUGGGUAGGUCUCGGAGAAUGUGCCCAAGAUGCCAGAGACAUGGCCAGCAUCUACGCAGGCCUCGUAUCCAUCCUCUGCUUCAUGGUGUCCUCCCUUCCGCAGUACCACAACUCUUGUAAAACAGGGAAUAUGGACAGUGCUAUUUCUAUUUGGUUCCUGCUGUUGUGGUUGGGAGGUGAUUCCUGCAAUCUGGUGGGCUCCUUCUUGGCAAACCAGCUUCCACUUCAGACGUACACGGCCAUUUAUUAUGUGGUAGCCGACUUGGUGAUGCUGGCCAUGUACUUUUACUACAAAAUAAGGAACAGAAUGAAUGACAACAGUACAAUUAUGAAUGCGGUUGCAGUAGUUUGCAUCCUGGGAUUCACUACAGGCCUCGCAAACCUCCCAGGGUUGGACACCCAACAGGAAAUGAUUCAUUCAGGGUUCAGGAGUCGCUCUUUGCUUGCAACCACAGACAAUAACCAUAUCAAGCCAUUUACCCCUAAAGAGAUUAUCGGGUUCUCCAUUGGCUCAGUGUCGUCGGUGCUCUACCUCUGUUCCAGACUUCCACAGAUGUACACUAACUACAAGAGGAAGUCCACAGAGGGGGUGUCUUACUUCCUGUUCGCACUGGUCAUCCUGGGAAACACCCUGUACGGCCUGAGUGUCCUGCUGAAGAACCCUGAUGACGGUAAUGGAGAGACAAGCUACCUGAUCCACCACCUGCCCUGGCUCAUCGGCAGCCUCGGCACCCUCUCCUUAGACAUCAUGAUCUCAUUCCAGUUCUUAAUUUACCGCAAACCUCAGCAGGUGGUCGACAGCACGAGUGACGAGAGGACGCCUCUGAUCAAGAGCUAAAGCAACCAACCAUGAGUGCACUAAAGGGACAUGAGCAGACACUCACUUCAAGUGAACCCUCAAAAUCAAACUUCAAACAUAAUCAGCAUGACCAAGUUGUACAUUUUAACUUUAUUGUAUGAUUGUAUUUAUUAUGCUCUUUUAUUAAUGUUUACUACGUUUUUAAAUGCAUGUGUUCUGUGAGAAGUGAAGCUCUUCACUCUGGGUCAGCUGCAGUGGUUCGUUUAAAGGUGCCUUUUAUGUUCAAGUUUUAAAGAUGCAUUUGAGGGUUUCGGAUGUCGUACAUGGACCAAAACUCUUAGUGCCAACGUGGACUCGUCCAGUUUUAAGGUCACAACGUCAAUUUAAGGCCGGGCCUUGUACAGUCGUCAAAAACCUGCUGGUAGGGUUUACCAGAUCACACAGAGGGUUCUGAAAAUGGUUUCUGUGUUUUUAAGUUGCCAAAUAUUUUGACGGUUAUGACACUAACCACUACACAAAGCCCGGUCUCAUCUUGUUUACGGUGUUCAGUCAUAGCUCCUUCAAUCUUUUGUUUUUGGGGGCCUCAGUGAUGUGUCUCAUAUAUCAUACAUGUUUUUGCAAAUAUUUGCAAUUGUAAAUUGUAUUUAGUCGAUUUUGAAGUACUGUAAUCAACAUCAAUGUUUGAGCAUGGAUCUUUUUGGUGCAUUUUAGAUAUCUUUUUAAUUAAAGUCAUACUAUUUUAUUGUUUUCUAAUACAGACUCUUGACCAGUUUUGUUUGCACUGGUGAUAAGACAGAUUUUCACUACCAUGUUUAAUUCUUAAAUGUUCCUUUUUCAUUCUCAUCAUUUUGCACAACAACAGUUUGUUUUGUACUUUGACAAAUAUGAAAUUUGUUCAUUUGGUCAGUGUGCUGUAAAGAUGAAUAAAAUGUAAGAUGUCUGUAUAUUCUGAUUUUAGAUAAAGUGAUUUGGUCUCGUAAGAAACAAAA
Messenger RNA from Notolabrus celidotus (New Zealand spotty), 2008 nucleotides. RefSeq names its product solute carrier family 66 member 1 (gene slc66a1). The coding region runs from base 108 to 1058 and encodes 316 amino acids. NCBI's taxonomy places the organism in Eukaryota, Metazoa, Chordata, Actinopteri, Labriformes, Labridae. The transcript is spliced from 8 exons. The record is from RefSeq and is a predicted model, not a curated record.